Molecule: messenger RNA, 1629 nt
Organism: Sturnus vulgaris (Common starling)
Lineage: Eukaryota; Metazoa; Chordata; Aves; Passeriformes; Sturnidae
Gene: ISG20L2
Product: interferon stimulated exonuclease gene 20 like 2
Cellular component (GO): nucleus
Molecular function (GO): 3'-5'-RNA exonuclease activity; nucleic acid binding
Source: RefSeq, a predicted model, not a curated record
GGCCUGCUCCCGCCAUGGACGAUUUGGUGCUCAACGUGGACUUCACCGCCCCCGAGCACCGCCCGAAGAAGGAGCCGGGGAACCUAAAGCACCAGCGCUUCGUGCGGCGGCGGCGAGAGUUGGAGCGCCGGGGGGUCCUGCGGCAGAAGCAGCUCCCGGCGACACUGGGCAGACCCCUGCGGGCCCCAGGACGGGGGACCGGGGGGACCGGGGGCGGCCCGAGGAAGCCACGCUCGGGCCAGCCCAGGUCGUGCCCCAAAGAGAACGGCCAUGCCGCCGCCGCCCCCCGAUGCCCCGCGGUCUCCCGGAACGGCCCCAGUAGGACUGAUGCUUCCGCUAAGACCAAGGGGAAGAGUCGGGGGACGGCUCGGGGCUCUGCCAGCACUGUCGGAGACUCCCCAGCAUCCCAGAACGACUCUAGUGGAACUGGUGAUCCCGCUAAGACCAAAGGGAAGGGUCGGGGGGCACCUCGGGGCACCUCCAAGACCGACGGUGCCCCGCCGGCGCCCUCCAAGCUGGUGGCCCUGGACUGUGAGAUGGUGGGCACGGGGCCCGGCGGGCGCACGAGCGCCCUGGCCCGGUGCAGCAUCGUCACCUACGAGGGUGAUGUCGUGUACGAUCAGUACGUGCGGCCCGAGGCGCCCAUCGUGGAUUACCGGACCCGCUGGAGCGGGAUCCGCCCGCGGCACAUGGCCAACGCCGUGCCCUUCCGCAGGGCACAGCGGGAGGUGCUGCGGGUCCUUGCUGGGAAGGUCGUGGUCGGCCAUGCCAUCCACAACGACUUCAAGGCGCUCCAUUACUCCCACCCCAAAGCUCUCACCCGGGACACGUCCCAGAUCCCCCUGCUGAACCGCCGUGGUGGCUUCCCAGAGAACGUGUCCAUCUCCCUGAAGCGCCUCACCAAAGCACUGCUGAACCAGGACAUCCAGGUAGGGAAAAAAGGUCACUCCUCGGUGGAGGAUGCCCGAGCCACCAUGGAGCUCUACAAGGUGGUGGAGGAGGAAUGGGAGCAGCACCUGCUACAGAACAUGGAGCAGAAGUGACAUCCUGGGGGGUCAGAGUGACACCCCCAGCCCGGUCCUGCCUCUGGGGUGGGCUCACAGUGACAGCCCCAGCCCGGUCCUGCCUCUGGGGGUGCUCACAGUGAUGUCCCCAGGCCUAGUCCUGCCCCUCGAGGGUCCUGUGAGUGCUGAGGGGCUGCCUCAGUCCUUGGAUGAUGAGGAGCCAGGUGUGACGUCCCUCGUCCCCAAGCCUGAUGUGCCUUGUUGUGCUGCUGCUGUUCCUCCCUGGUCUCCCCAGGAUGUGGGGAGGGCCUGGGAUGGUGCCUGCCCCAAGAGGGGUCUCUGGGACCCUGCACCCCCCAAACACUUCGGGGCUACUCUUGGUCCUGAUCCGGGAGAGACAUUGGGGCAUCCUGAGCACAGCCCCCAUCACUGGGGCUUUGGGAAUGGAGCGGGCUCCUUCCUCUUCCCAAAACUACCUCUGUCAGCGCCGGGAACUGCCGAUAUGCCCCGGGACGCGGGUGGAACUCAGAUCCCUGUGGAAAGUCCCCACUCCGCUCUGGGAGCUGCUUUCGUUGGUGGUUAAGUUCCACCUUCCUCAUUGUGCAAGGGGCGGGACAAACCCGGC